GCUCCGCGGCCCUCCAGCGGAGCCGCGCCCCGACGAGCCCAUGUACGUCGCCCUGCCGCCGGGCCCGCAGGCCUGCGGCGCCGGCCCGCCGGCCGGGUGGCCGGCCGCGGGGCUCGUGCACGAGCGCUGGGCGCUCCCGGGGGCGCUCUGGGGGCCGGUCGCUCUGCUGCGAGCUGCCCGGGAGCGGCUGGGCCUCCACGGGCUCCACGCGCGCGUCCUGCGACGAGGCGCCAAGCUCCGACGCCAGCGCGGACCGCCCAGAGCCCGCGCGCAGGCAGCUGGCGCUGGAGUUCGACUCCAUCGGGGCUCAGCUCAAGAUGCUCGAGGAGGAGGAGGACCCCGGGCGCGUGCUGGUUGCCAGGCGGUGCCAUGCCUUGGGCUUCGAGUCGGAGCAGCUCCUUGUCAAUCACUGCUCGCAGUUCGGGCGGGUCAGCAGGGUGCUGGUCAUGCACUCGAGGGUGAAGCAGAAGCACAAGCCGACGGGCCCUGUGCGGCUCCGCCCUGGGAGCAUCGGCUUCAUCGUCAUGGCGGAGGCUGAGGGCGCCGAGCGCGUUCUCCAGGCGGGCGCUGAGCAGACCGUGGCCGGCAGGCGCCUCGAGGUCGGGCCGUUCAGGCGCCCCUCGCCUCAGCAGCGAGCCGCCGGGCACCGCUCCGCAGAACGGCGACAGUGGGGCGCCGACAGUUCUGUGUUCGGGGUGCCUCCAGCCGGCCACACAUCUGCUCACUCUCCCCGGGAGGCCUGCGGUUUCCCGCGGCGCCUUGCACCCACAAUUCUACGCGUUUAGCCUUGGCGCUGGACGCUUCCUGGCCUCGAGGGUGGAGGUGAGGAUCCCCCCUGGCGCACGACGAAACUCAUCCGUCUGCCACGCCAGCAGUGGCGCCGGACCUGAUGAAACGACAGGGGUCGCGGCCUCUCGGAGUCCACGACCCCCAAUUUUAAGCAGUAGGGAAAGGGGGGCCACGACCCGUCCACGCCCCCCGCCUGGAACCAGGGGGGGUCCCCUUUGGUUGUCCUCCCUCCUCCUGCCUCCUCGUCCUCUUGCUCGUCCUCCUCCCCCCCCCCCCCCUCUGGCGCGCCUCUGACAGCCCAGAUGGCUUGAGCCAGGAAGGCGGAAGCGGCUGGGCUCAAGUGCAGCCGGGUGGUUCCGACUGCAGUGCCGCCAGGCACGGCGGGCUUGUGGCGUGGUGUGUCACAACUCCACGGCGCUGCCGGGUACCACUGCGCGGGGGCGACUGGGCCAGAUGGGCUGCGGCCACGGCAGCGUCGGGUCUGCGGCGCGCUGGUGGGGCGGGAGCAGGAUACGAUCCAAAGAGGGGCAAGAGGAGGAAUUUGGAAAGAGUAGACGCCCGAUUCACAGCUUGAACGGAGUUCGGGCAUCGGUGUCGCCUGGCCUCCCACAGCCGACGGCUGCCUUGUGCCUCCCGCAGCCUGUCUGCUGCACUCUAAACGCGAGACACAUGCAUCGCACAGUUUUCACCUCUCACGUGUUUUGCGCAUAUUGAAUAAUAAUUUUGUAAUUGCUCAUACACAUGCCAAGUCCUGGCGGCGGGGUGACGCGUAUGUUCUGUACGGAAGCCCAGCUGAUUUGCCGAGCGCCGUGUGGCAUCAAUGGCAUUCGGAGUGAGCGUUGCUUGGCUGAUUUCAAUUCUUUAUGCUACGUGAUGUGUGCGCAUCGUUCAGCUGCACGCGCCUUCUCCAACUUGAAUUCGCACAUCGCAUCGUCAAGACAAUACUUGUGAUGCGGCUACGCGCAAGAACUUCGCAUAAGUUUUUGGUUGCCUCUUCCUUCUUGACAAUACGUGCUGUGUGUGUGCAGAAGCCACGCGGCCCAGUCAGCAGGGAAGCUGAAGUGGCCACUAAACUUGUCGGCGUUCGGCCCGAUUGUGCACAAACGCGCGUGCGUUGCGUGCUACACCGACUCGCUGCCUGGCGCGGCGCCUUAUCGACAGAAGCAGACGGGAGGGACAGAGGAGGAGGGCACGAUAUCCGAGGAUCAACAUAUUGAAUUGUGAGCGGAGUCCACAGGUACCACAAUCCCUUUCUUUCGGUCUCCUUCUCGUCCUCGUCUUCCAACUCAUGGCAAAUUUUUCAAUUGAUGCUGGGCUGUGGAGCUGGCAGACCAUGGCAAUGGACUCGGAGCCAGGGCGGCGCUGGCAGGUCACUGCAUGGCCAGACCGUGCAGACCUGCGUGAUACCGACGCCCUCGGGGCGACCGGACGAGGCCCCCCUCGGCGGCCAGCCCACGCGGCCCUGCCCUUUGAAGGAGUCGAGGGCCGCCUGCCCGCUCGCAGCAGAGGCGCACCCCCACUCAGUUUUGUCGGCCUGGUGCUGCGCAAACGCGCGUGCGUGGCGUGCUGCACCGGCUCGCACAGGGCGCGAAGUCGCGGCCUGGUGCGGCGCCCCAUCGGCACAACCAGGCGGGAGGGGCCGAG
Messenger RNA from Prorocentrum cordatum, 2433 nucleotides. The record is from the annotation of a GenBank genome assembly. NCBI's taxonomy places the organism in Eukaryota, Dinophyceae, Prorocentrales, Prorocentraceae.